AAUUACAUAAAAAGUAGAAAGCAAGUUGAUCAAUGGAGAUGGGGCGUUUAUGUUGGUGCAUUAUUAUUUUGGUUUGGGUUCAAGCAUCUAUGAUCACUGGGUGCUCUGGUUGUUUGGAGGAAGAGCAAAAUGCUCUUUUCCUACUCAAAACCUCCAUCAAGUACCCAAAUAAAUCGUCUUCAGCAUCUUCGAACUUAAUCAACAAAGAGAGUACUACUGAUUGCUGCAAUCAGGAUAGUACUGUCCAGUGCAGCAACAUUACAGGCCGUGUAACCCAUAUUGAUCUCUAUGGGUAUGUCUAUGGGUACUCGAGGGAUUCGUGGAGUGGAUCAAAAUAUUGUUACUUGAAUACCUCUUUGUUGCUUCCCUUUCAAGAGCUCAAGUCUCUGGAUUUGGGUUACAAUAAUAAAUUUAGGGUAUCGAAAGAAGGUUUGGAAAGAUUGUCUGGGUUGAGCAAGCUGGAGGAGCUUUACCUGCGUUCUAUUCUCUUAAAUGAUAGCCUCUUGCCAUCCCUUACCAAGAUUGCUACGCUCAAGAUACUAUCUUUGUUUGCAAUCCAAGAAUGGGAUUAUGAAGCUAAUAAUAUCCAAGAGCUAGGAAAGCUAAAGAACCUACAAGAGUUGUAUUUGGAUUUUUCAUCCAUUGACAAAAGCUUUCUUCACAAAGUUGGAGUGAUGACUUCUCUUAAUGUAUUAAGCAUGACAAGGUGUGGACUCAAUGGCAGCUUACCCAACCAAGGCUGGUGUGAACUCAAGAAUAUACAAGAGUUAGACAUUAGUCACAAUCAUUUUGAAGGGAGAUUGCCUUCUUGUUUGGCAAACAUGACAGCACUUCGGGUAUUGAAUCUCGAAUUCAAUAACUUCAAUGGAAGCAUUUCUCACUCUCCCAUAUCUAAUCUGCAAUCACUUGAGUUCCUUUCUUUGUCACAUAACCACUUCAACCCAGCUACAAUUUCCUCCUUUUUUAAUCUUUUGAAGAUUAAGAUAUUCAAGAGUGAUAACAACACACUUGUUGAUGAAACAGUGUCUCAAAGAAGUUGGACUCCAUACUUUCAGUUGAAGGUUCUGUCAUUGUCAAGUAGCCUUGCUAGAAGACCCACUAGAACAAUUCCCAAAUUCCUUCGUUACCAAUAUAAGUUACAAGCAAUUGAUCUCUCGCACAACAAUUUAGUGGGACAGUUUCCCACUUGGUUGCUAGAUAACAAUACAAGAUUGGAGAUUCUUAAUUUAAGGAAUAACAGUUUCACAAACCCUUUCCAAGUACCCUAUCGUCCUAAUCCCCAUAUUCGAAAUAUAGAUAUUUCAAAUAAUGAUCUAGGAGGUCCAAUUCCAACAAACUUGGGUUUAGUUUUUCCCAAUUUAUUGCAUUUAAACAUGUCUCAAAAUGCUUUUGUAGGCAUAAUUCCAUCUUCUUUAGCUAUUUUAGUAUCCUUGAUAACAUUGGACUUGUCUAGCAAUAAUUUGUCAGGAACAAUACCAAACCAUUUGGCAAUGGGUUGCCCCAAUUUGGCAUACCUGAAAUUGUCAAACAAUAAAUUAAGAGGCCACUUAUUUCCUGCCAAAAGUAAUCUAACUCAACUUCGGUUUUUAUAUUUGGACAACAACCAAUUUUCUGGAAAGAUCCCAUAUAGCUUAUCCCGUAGUGCUUACUUGACUGCAUUUGAUUUUAGUAGCAACUCUUUGUCAGGCAUGCUUCCAAGAUGGAUUGGCAACAUGACCAACUUGGCUGGAAUUGUUUUGGCCAAAAACCAACUUGAAGGUCCUAUUCCGAUUGAGUUAUGCGAAGUCAAACAAAUUAUUUUUCUUGACCUUUCCGAGAAUAAUUUGUCGGACUUCAUACCAUCGUGCUUCAAUUCAUUGAACAUCAAACAUGUUCAUCUGGGAAAAAAUAGGCUAAGUGGUCCCAUUACAAGUGCAUUCAAGAAUAGCUCUGCUCUAGUAACAUUAGAUCUCAGAGAUAACCGCCUAACUGGCAACAUUCCAGAUUUUAUUGGCAACCUCUCAUCAUUGAGCAUCCUCCUCUUAAAAGCUAAUCACUUACAAGGAAGGAUUCCAAUUCAAAUAUGCCUUCUUGGAAACUUAACCAUGUUGGAUCUUUCAAAUAAUAGUUUUACUGGUCCAAUACCUCGUUGCUUGAACAACAUUAGUUUUGGGGCAAGUGACCAAAAAUCCAAUCUAGGAAGUAGAUGGAUAGUUAGUUUUGUCAGUGGAGCAUCGACAUACUUGGAGACAAAGUCACAAAUGAAUACUGGAUAUGAUUUGUUUGUUGCUUUUUUCUCGGAAGUGGAUGCACGACAAGAAGCAGAGUUCACAGCAAAGAACAGAACUGACUCUUAUAAGGGUAAUAUUCUCAAUUAUAUGUCUGGAAUAGACCUCUCAUGCAAUUGUUUAUCAGGUGAAAUUCCACUCGAGCUUGGAGACUUGAGCAACAUUCGUGCGCUGAACUUGUCGCACAACAAUCUAACCGGAUCAAUCCCCACAACAUUCUCGAAACUAGAACUAAUAGAGAGCUUGGAUCUCUCCCACAAUAAGUUGAAUGGCAGCAUCCCCCCUCAACUUAUAGAGUUAAACUUUCUAGCUGUGUUCAGUGUGGCUGACAAUAAUUUAUCAGGUAGAACUCCAGAAAGAAAAGGUCAAUUUGGAACCUUUGAUGAAAGCAGCUAUAAGGGGAAUCCUCUUCUGUAUGGACCUCCACUACUUAAUUCCUGGAACAAAACUGGAUUGCCAUCUAAUCAUAAGGGAGAAGAAAGUGGUGGUUUCAUAGACAUGGAUAUUUUCUACAUAAGUUUCGGGGUGUCUUACACAACAAUGUUGCUGGGAAUUGUUGCAGUUCUGUGUAUAAAUCCUUUUUGGCGUCAGGUGUGGUUUAGCUUCAUUGAAGUGUGCAUCACCAAGUCUUUUUGCUUCUUUGUUUGUGAUUUCUCGUAAGUUGUCCUGUACUUUCUAAAGUAUGUAGCCUUGCAUAAUGAUGAAAUUUGCAUAUGUUUAUAUGCUUGUUCUUGAUUUUCAAAUAUGAGGUUUAUAACUUUCCACAAACCUUUAUGGAU
Molecule: messenger RNA, 3046 nt
Organism: Carya illinoinensis
Lineage: Eukaryota; Viridiplantae; Streptophyta; Magnoliopsida; Fagales; Juglandaceae
Product: receptor like protein 21-like
Exons: 4
Coding region: 33-2927 (964 amino acids)
Molecular function (GO): protein binding
Source: RefSeq, a predicted model, not a curated record